This is a messenger RNA of Parastagonospora nodorum SN15, 1131 nucleotides long. RefSeq lists its product as hypothetical. The transcript is spliced from 3 exons. NCBI's taxonomy places the organism in Eukaryota, Fungi, Ascomycota, Dothideomycetes, Pleosporales, Phaeosphaeriaceae. The coding region runs from base 1 to 1131 and encodes 376 amino acids. The record is from RefSeq and is a predicted model, not a curated record.
AUGCGCGAGAUCGACGCACACUUUGACGCCUAUGAGCAUCUCAAGCAUCUACCAAGGGAUGCAGAAGCGCUGCACAUGCUUCGCAAGGCUGCGUCCAUGGUCAAACCGAUGAUGCGCAAACGCGGCUGGAAGGUCGGGACGCUGGCUGAAUUCUUACCAGACGAGCCGCAGCUACUAGGUCUCAACAUCAACCGCACAGAGAGAAUUCUCAUCAGGCUCAGAUAUCACCAUGAUUCGCGGCAAUUCUUGUCCAUGGAGCAGGUCACUGACACCUUGCUUCAUGAAUUGUCACACAUCGUAUUCGGACCCCACAAUGCAGACUUCAACAAUCUCUGGAAUGAAUUACGGGACGAGCACCAGUCGUUGCUUAUGAAGGGCUACUCGGGCGAAGGUUUUCUCACGCAAGGCAAGAAGCUGGGUGGCAAGAGAGUGCCGCUGGAUGAGAUGCGUCGACAGGCUAGAUCUGCAGCUGAGAAGCGCAAGGCAAGUACAAAUGCCAAUGCUGGUGGCCACAGGCUCGGAGGCUCAUCGGUGGUACGCGGAGUGGACAUGCGCAAGGUCAUCGCCGACGCUGCAUCACGGAGAAGCAGUAUCACAGAAGGAUGUGCCAGCAACAGUGCAGAAGCCGGAAGGCUAGUUCACCAGCAGGAGCAGGACGGUUUCAGGACAACGGCUGAGCAGGACGACGCAAAUGAUAUGGCCAUCGCACGAGCCCUUCAAGAUCUCAUGUAUGAGGAAGAGAUGCACCGACUCGGCGCCCCCACCGGGCAAGGAGGACUGACUUGGGAUCGGGAGAACGGUCUUUCCGUCGCCAGCGCAGAAAUCUUCGGUUGGCUUGGAACGGGCCAGGGACACAGGUUCCUUGUUCGGCCCUCCGACAUCGCUGACUCCGCAAUCGCGUCAGUCCUCGCUGCCUCGUGUGGAUGCCAAUGGGCGACCCAUAUCUCGACUCAUAAGUCAAGCGCAGCCCAGAUCAUCCACAUCACGGCCAGUCUCGAAUAUAAGAAGCACAUCGUAUGGCUCCUCGCGCUUGAUCAGCCAAGAAGAAGCGCAGUUACGAAACAAACAGCUUCCGUCCAUUCCCUCACCCACCUCGCCACAGCAGAUCACUGUUCCCUCAGAUCCCGAUAA